Molecule: messenger RNA, 4050 nt
Organism: Corylus avellana
Lineage: Eukaryota; Viridiplantae; Streptophyta; Magnoliopsida; Fagales; Betulaceae
Source: RefSeq, a predicted model, not a curated record
GUUCUGGGUUCGGUGACAAAACAAAAGCGACGUCGUGCAAAGGCGUAAAAACGAGGUGAAGUCACUGAAGUGUAGUAGCUUCAUUUUGGCCGCUCUGUGGCAGCCGACUUUCCGACUCCUUUUCAGACAAGUGAACGACCAAAGUGAUUGAAUUUUUUUGCCGUGGUAAUUGGAGAAACCUGAUUGAUGAUAUUCUGCUUUCGCUUAAACGGUUAGCUGAAAAACACGAACAAAUGCUAUCAGUUCCAGUACUAGUAUUAGGAGAGAAAGAGAAAGAUUUGCGACUGAGAGAGAGACCGAGAAGAAGAAGAAGAAUCCUAGAGGGGUUUUGGCCAUGGAUUGUAUUUGACAGAUUUCAUGGUUUGAGCAUGGACCGAGUAUGGGUUUAAAAUUUGUAGCUGUAUCUUGUCGAGUUUUCUCCCUGUUUCAGAUUGGGUGUUGGAAAUUUUGCGUUAGUUUUGGAGGUUCUCGGUUUGGCUGUGAAAUUCGAAUCGUCAGUUUCUCUCUCUCUGUUAUAUAAGAAACUCUAAUUUUGUUGAUCCCUAUUUCUCUUAUAUCUCCAGAAUUCUCUCUCUGUUAAUAUCGCUUCCUCUAACGCUCUAACGCUCCCCUCUCUAGAAUUCUGUCAGUUGUUUCUCUUCCUCUCUCAAGAAGUUUCUCUCUGUUGAUCGAAUUGUCGUCUGGUUUCGUCCGCGUUCCACGAAGAAUUCUCGUAUAUUGGCCUAUUUUCAGUACUGGGAUCAUUAUUAAUGUUUGCUGUCUGGACAAGAUGCUAUCUAUAAGAAAAGUUAGCUGUCAGAUUACUGCAAAUUCCUCUUCUGUUUUGUAUCUUUUACUGGCUGCCGGCACCAGCAAUGUGACUCAAGUAUUCAGAUGCCAGCCUCAGGCUUAUUGGGGCGGUUCUGUCUGUCAAUUUGUUAGCUCCUCUUUGACCUGCUUGGACACACAAAAUGUUGUUUUGGGAGUACAGAAUAAAUUUAAUCUUCAACCAAAGUCUUCAUCUACCAUGGCUGGAACGUUUUUGGCCCAGGCUCGAGACCCUGCUAAACUAAGUAUGGAAAUACAAAAUGCAAUCAAUGAGGGUAGAUUUAAUGAUUCAUGGAAGUUAUAUGAACAACAUAUGCAGCUGGAAGGCUUUCCUAGGAAAUCUGUUGUGAACAAGCUUCUAACAAGUUUUGCAGAUAGCCUUGAUGUUCAGUGGCUUGAGAAGGCCUAUGGGUUAGUAGAACAGGUUUUUGAGGAAGGAAAGCAGACCUUAUUAGAAAAGGAGCCACUGAUGUAUCUCUCUUUUUGUCUGUCCAAAUCUGGACUACCAGUUCCUGCAUCAACUCUUUUACGAAAAUUGGUAGAAAUGGAAGAAUAUCCCCCUGUUACUGCUUGGUCUGCAAUUUUGGCCCACAUGUCGCAAACAGCUCCUGGGGCUUACCUUGCUGCUGAGUUGAUUCUUGAGAUAGGUUACUUGUUUCAAGAUGGCAGGGUGGAUCCACGUAAAAAGAGUAAUGCGCCUUUGAUUGCUAUGAAACCUAAUACUACUGCUGUCAACAUUGCUUUGGCUGGGUGUCUUUUAUUUGGGACAACUAGGAAAGCAGAGCAGCUUCUUGACAUGAUGCCUCGAGUUGGUGUCAAAGCAGACACAAACUUGUUGAUCAUUAUGGCACAUAUAUAUGAGAGAAAUGGGCGAAGAGAAGAGCUAAAGAAGCUUCAAAGAUACAUUAAUGAAGCUCAUAAUUUAAGUAAUGUACAGUUUCAACAGUUCUAUAACUGCUUGCUUACAUGCCACUUAAAAUUUGGUGAUCUAGAUUCCGCAUCCAACAUGGUUUUGGAAAUGCUUCAUAAAGCAAAAGAAGCAAGAAAUUCUCUUGCUGCAGCUACACUCGUAUAUGAUGCUUCUGCAAGUGGAAAUAAGUCUCCGCCUUUUGUGGCCUCUGGGCAAAGUUUGAGUCAGAGACAAUUAUUAGGUUCAGAGAAUGAUAAAUUAAUUAGAUACGAAGAGUUUUACGGGGACCAAAAUUUCUUAAAGCUUGAGGCUGAAUCGAAGCAAAUGCUUGGUUCUUUGUUAGCUAAGUUGCAGAUGCAAGUUGAAUUGAUUACAACUGAACGUGGAGUUCUUCAACCGACUGAAAGAAUUUAUGUGAAAAUAGUUAAGGCUUUUCUAGAAGCUGGCAAGACCAAGGAUUUGGCAGAAUUCCUUAUCAAGGCAGAGAAAGAAAAUUGCCCAGUGUCCAAUGAUAAUUCAGCCUUGGUACAUGUUAUUAAUUCAUGCAUCUCGCUUGGGUGGUUAGAUGAGGCACAUGACCUUCUUGACGAAAUGCGUUUGGCUGGGGUCAGAACUAGUUCUUCUGUAUAUUCGUCCCUCUUGAAAGCAUAUUGCCAAGCAAACCAAGCAGGGGAGGUGGCAUCACUUUUACGAGAUGCUCGGAAGGCUGGAAUCCAGCUAGAUUCCAGCUCUUAUGAGGCAUUGAUCCAAUCCAGGGUGCUUCAGAAAGAUACCCAAGGUGCCCUCCAUCUAUUCAAAGAGAUGAAACAGGCAAAAAUACCACGAGCAGGUCAUCAAGAAUUUGAGAUAUUAGUUAAGGGAUGUGAAGAGGGUGGUGAGGCAGGGUUGAUGGCAAAGCUCUUGCAGGAAAUCAAUGAAGGGCAGAGAAUUGAUAGUGGAGUGCAUGAUUGGAAUAAUGUAAUCCAUUUCUUCUGCAAGAAGAGAUUGAUGCAAGAUGCUGAGAAGGCUCUGAAGAAGAUGAGGAGUCUGGGGCAUCCCCCAAAUGCUCAAACCUUUCAUUCCAUGGUUACUGGGUAUGCUGCUAUUGGGGGAAAGUAUGUGGAGGUGACAGAGUUAUGGGGUGAGAUGAAGAGUCUUGCUUCUUCCACCUCAAUGAGUUUUGAUCAAGAACUUCUGGAUUCUGUGCUUUAUACAUUUGUCAGGGGUGGAUUUUUUGUUCGAGCAAAUGAAGUCUUGGAGAUGAUGGAAAAAGGGAACAUGUUUGUUGACAAGUACAAAUACCGAACUCUCUUUUUGAAGUACCAUAAAACACUUUACAAGGGCAAGGCUCCUAAAUUCCAGACAGAAGCCCAACUGAAAAAGAGAGAAGCAGCAUUGGCUUGCAAGAAGUGGGUAGGCUUGUGUUGAGAAAAUUUAUGGUCUGUUGCAUGGCUUUUUGGGUAAUAAUCCAUUGAGACUUGCUGUUACACAGAUUUUCAAGAGAGUGAAGAUUGGUGUAGCUGUAGCUGGCUGCCUUCAACAUAUAUUGCCUGUUCUUAUGUCUUAACAACGUUAUUUCCCACAAAAUGACAUGCAAAUGUUAUGAGAUGGGAUUGGGGAAAAAAAAACAAAAAAACAAAAACAAGAAAGAAAGAAAAGAAACAAACAAACAAACAAAAGGAGGGGAAGGUAGGACUCUAAAUGCAGAUGUAUGAUGUAUCUUAAAUACGUUAUACUUGAGCAGCGCUACAUCACCUGUGCCAAUUAUAUUACUGUUGGCUUUGUUCAAAAGAAGACUCUGCUAGGAUUUGCUAUGACGUACCAUGUUUCCACACCUGUUCCACAUACUUCAGUUAUUGGCAUUCUAGGUGAAAAAUAAACCGAUAGUCAUAUAUAUCCAAACAGUAAGGAAAGUUAUGUUGCUGAGAAAAAGGAGUGGGUGCAAAAUACUGGGGUUUCAGAUGAGGAUUCCGUCAGAUGGUGUGAGGUAGGGACCAAACAACUCCAAAAACAAUUUUUUUUUUUUUUUUUUUGAGAAAACUCCAAAAACAAUUAAAGCCAUAUACAGGACUCUUUCCAAUAGAUCUGCUGCUGCUCUACUACCAAUAGUAACUGCUGUGACUAGCAAAGAGGAAAACUCUCUCUUUAAUGCUGAUGGUGAAAAGGCUUGCUCUGUCUGAAGUUGUUUAUGAGAUAGGAUAAGGCAGUUUCCUCAUGAAGUUGCAUAUGUGAAUCUUAGAGCCAAGGGAGUAGCAUAUGGGAAUUCCACUUGUCUUGAAUUUUCAUCUGUUUAUUAUAAAUUUAUGUUCCAAUUUUAUUUAGAGCAUUUCUUUGCUUGGCUAUUAAUUACUCAA